GUGGCAUCUCGUCCCGUCCCGUCUCGUCCCGUCUCCCUGGCCCUCCCUCCCGUGCUCCUCGCCUCGUCCCCAAAUCCCUUCACCCCACCCCACUUCCGACGAUGGCCCGCCUCCUCCUCCCUCUCCCAUUCGCCGCGGCCGCCGUCUCCUCGCUCCACCUCGCCGCCUCCCGCCUACGCAUCCCCGCAGUCUCCGUCGUGCGGCGCGAAGGUCUCUUCGGGGCAAGGGUGGGAGGAGUGGUGAGGGCGCCCGCAAGGCUGGCGAGGAGGGGGCUGAGCGCCGGGGCGGAGGCCGGGGGCGGCUCACAGGCUGGCACGGUGGUCGAGCAGGAAGACGCCAUGGAGUGGGUCAAGAAGGACCGGAGGCGCCUACUCCACGUCGUUUACCGCGUUGGCGACCUCGACAAGACGAUCAAGUUUUACACGGAGUGCCUGGGGAUGAAACUGCUGCGGAAGCGGGACAUCCCGGAGGAGAGGUAUACCAAUGCUUUCCUGGGGUAUGGGCCUGAGGACUCGCAUUUCGUUGUGGAGCUCACUUACAAUUAUGGUGUGGAAAGCUAUGACAUCGGGACUGGUUUCGGCCAUUUUGGGAUUGCAGUGGAGGAUGUUGCAAAAACAGUUGAUCUUAUUAAAGCCAAGGGAGGAACAAUAACAAGGGAGCCAGGUCCUGUAAAAGGUGGGAAAUCAGUAAUUGCCUUUAUCGAAGAUCCUGAUGGUUACAAGUUUGAGCUUAUAGAAAGAGGUCCUACUCCUGAGCCUUUGUGCCAGGUAAUGCUACGAGUGGGAGAUCUUGACCGUGCUAUCAAUUUCUAUGAGAAGGCAUUUGGCAUGGAACUUCUUCGCAAGCGAGACAAUCCUCAGUACAAGUAUACGAUUGCAAUGAUGGGAUAUGGUCCAGAAGACAAAAAUGCUGUACUGGAGUUGACCUACAACUAUGGGGUCACAGAAUAUGACAAGGGAAAUGCUUAUGCACAGAUUGCUAUUAGUACUGAUGAUGUCUACAAGACUGCGGAAGUAGUUAGACUAAAUGGUGGACAAAUUAUUCGUGAACCUGGUCCAUUACCUGGCAUUAACACCAAGAUAACCGCAUGCACGGAUCCAGAUGGCUGGAAAACAGUGUUCGUUGAUAACAUAGAUUUUCUCAAGGAGCUGGAAGAGUGAGUUUUGCUGAAGUUCUCACCGUGGUACAAGUUUCAGAGGGCGUUUCUUUUCUCGUGAAUUGCAAGCAUGCCCGUCAAAAUCUUGUUAAAGCCACCACCUCAAACUGAGGUUUGUAGAUAGGUCAUCCAAUCUACCGCGUCACCGUUGAUAGUUGAUAGAGCAUUAGAUUUACCUUCCAGAGCAAUGUACAUGCGCAAACGUUUUUGUCAGUAAAAUCGUAUGUAAAAUUUCCCACAGAAUUAAGAAAUAUUGUUAUUAAUUAUUCGUUUCUUUC
Phragmites australis (common reed) is the source of this 1434-nucleotide messenger RNA. Its product is annotated as lactoylglutathione lyase GLX1-like. Gene Ontology annotation, cellular component: cytoplasm. Gene Ontology annotation, molecular function: metal ion binding; lactoylglutathione lyase activity. The coding region runs from base 102 to 1160 and encodes 352 amino acids. The record is from RefSeq and is a predicted model, not a curated record. NCBI's taxonomy places the organism in Eukaryota, Viridiplantae, Streptophyta, Magnoliopsida, Poales, Poaceae. The transcript has 9 exons.